This is a messenger RNA of Wickerhamiella sorbophila, 942 nucleotides long. RefSeq names its product Eukaryotic translation initiation factor 2 subunit alpha. Lineage: Eukaryota; Fungi; Ascomycota; Dipodascomycetes; Dipodascales; Trichomonascaceae. Gene Ontology annotation, cellular component: eukaryotic translation initiation factor 2B complex; multi-eIF complex; eukaryotic 48S preinitiation complex. The record is from RefSeq and is a predicted model, not a curated record. The coding region runs from base 1 to 942 and encodes 313 amino acids. The transcript has a single exon. Gene Ontology annotation, molecular function: RNA binding; translation initiation factor activity; ribosome binding.
AUGUCGGAAGUGAACACCAGUACCUGCCGUUUCUACGAGCAAAAGUACCCCGAAGUUGACGACCUUGUGAUGGUCAACGUCAAGGAGAUUGCCGAUAUGGGAGCAUAUGUCAAGCUGCUUGAGUACGACGAGAUCGAGGGUAUGAUCCUGCUGAGCGAGUUGUCUCGCCGCCGGUUCCGCUCUAUCCAAAAGCUAAUUCGCGUGGGACGCAAUGAGGUUGCUGUUGUUCUGCGUGUCGAUAAGGACAAGGGCUACAUCGAUUUGUCCAAGCGAAAAGUUAUUCCUGAGGAUGCUAUUCUGUGCGAGGAGCGCUACUCCAAGUCCAAGGCUGUGCACUCUAUUCUGCGCCACAUCGCCGAAAAGCACCAGGUUGCUCUCGAGAGCCUGUACGAGACCUAUGCGUGGCCGUUGGCCCGCAAGUACGGCCACGCCUACGACGGCUUCAAACUGGUCAUCACCAACCCGGACCAGGUCUUUGAGGGCAUCACGCCCCCCAGUAUGGAGGUUUACCACGACCUCAUUGCCCAGAUUUCGCAUAAAAUGACCCCCAACCCCGUCAAGGUCCGGGCAGACAUCGAAGUUACCUGCUUCAGCUACGAGGGUAUUGACGCUAUCAAAGAGGCUCUGCGUGCCGGUGAGGCCGCUGGCACUGAACUGGUGCCGGUUAAAAUCAAGCUCGUGGCCGCCCCGCUGUUCGUUCUUACGUCGCUGGCCCUCGAUAAGAACAAGGCCGUCGAGGUGCUUGAGCAGGCUAUUGAGAAAAUCAAAGAGUCUAUCGUCGCUGCCGGUGGCGAACUCAAGGUCAAGAUGGCUCCCAAGGCCGUCACCGAGACUGACGAUGCCGAGCUGCUUAAACUUAUGGAGAAGUCGGAGGCCGAGACGAAACAGGUUGAUGGCGAUGACUAUAAUAGCGAAGAAGAAGAGGGCGAGGACUUUGAUUAG